Messenger RNA from Cynara cardunculus var. scolymus (artichoke), 435 nucleotides. RefSeq lists its product as uncharacterized. The transcript has a single exon. The record is from RefSeq and is a predicted model, not a curated record. Bases 1 to 435 code for a protein of 144 amino acids. NCBI's taxonomy places the organism in Eukaryota, Viridiplantae, Streptophyta, Magnoliopsida, Asterales, Asteraceae.
AUGGAAAUCACCAAACCAAAAACCAUCAUAAUUGGGAUCGUUUUUCUUUACUUUUCUAUGUCAUCAGCCAUACGGGUUGGUAAGCCAUCGGCUUAUGACGUUCUCAAGAGCUACAACCUCCCGGUCGGUAUUCUUCCGCAGAAUGUCAGUGGCUAUAAUGUGGAUCCCACCAGUGGUCAGUUUUCAGUUUAUAUAGGCGAUAAUUGUGACUUUAAAAUAGACCAGUACGAGAUCCAAUACAACCCUACAAUCAAAGGUGUGAUUCACCAAAACCAAAUCGAGAACCUAGACGGUGUGCGGGUGCAAAUAGCCUUGUUGUGGAUCGACGUCAAGAAAGUGAGUAGGAACAACGACCAACUCGAGUUCCAGAUUGGCGACUUUGUAACAAAAGAUUUUCCUAUUGGGGAAUUUAACAAGAGCCCUCGAUGUAAUUAG